Messenger RNA from Paramecium tetraurelia, 939 nucleotides. RefSeq lists its product as uncharacterized. The record is from RefSeq and is a predicted model, not a curated record. Gene Ontology annotation, molecular function: L-ornithine transmembrane transporter activity. The transcript is spliced from 5 exons. Gene Ontology annotation, biological process: mitochondrial L-ornithine transmembrane transport. NCBI's taxonomy places the organism in Eukaryota, Ciliophora, Oligohymenophorea, Peniculida, Parameciidae.
AUGGCAGAAUUUUCACUUUGGCUCCAGGAAAAUCGCAGAUAGAUAUCAAUAGACUUGGCUGCUGGAACAGUUAGUGGAAUCUUUAAUUGUUUAUUUGGACACCCAAUGGAUACUUUGAAAGUGAGAAUGCAAAUGUCAAAAGAAAACUUUUGGAGGUCAAUAAUAAAAAUAAUUAAACACGAGGGGAUACUAGCAUUUUACAAAGGGAUGACUUUUCCCUUGUUAUCAGUUCCUUUUUUGAAUGCUAUAGUAUUUGCUGUUUAUGAAUAUUCACGACGGUAGUUUACAGGUUAUAAUGAAAACGGAAAACCCAUGACUUACUUCUAGACUGCAAUAUGUGGAGGGAUAUCUGGGAGUUGUGCAGCAACGUUGGCAUGCUCCAUUGAUUUGACUAAAUGUAGAUUAUAGAUGCAAAUAGACAAUGCACAUAAAAUAUAUAAGAAUCCUUUUGAUUGCUUAUGGAAGAUUGCUAAAUAAGAAGGCUUUAGAUAUAUAUUUAGGGGAAUGAAUGCAACAUAGCAAAGAGAAAUUUUGGGAUAUAGUGCUCAAUUCGCCACAUAUGAAUUCGUUAGAGAUUAAUUGAUGUGGUUAUAAGACAAAGGGGAACCAUCAUCUCAUGAUUUGCUGAUUUCUGGAGGGUUAGCUGGAAUGGCAUGUUGGGUUGUUGGAUAUCCUUAGGAUACGAUUAAGACUAUACUGUAAUGUGAGAUGGGUACUACAUAAAGAAGAUUCAAGCCUAAAUUUCUUGAUGGAGGAUUUAUUGAGUGUCUCAAAUAUAGGAUAAAAAGUGAUGGAGUUCCUUCUUUGUGGAGAGGGUUCUCAGCAUGUAUGCUAAGAGCCUUUUAUGCUAAUGCAAUUGGAUUCUAUGCUUACGAAAUCUCUAAGGAUUAGAUUUAAAAGUUUUAUGCAUGAAUAUUCAAUUAAUUACUCAUUAAUUUU